AUGAAUUGCUUAAUAGAGUAGGUUGAUGAUUUUUAUGGGGUUUUAGCUAAAUCUAGAGAGGUUGAUGACGUAGUGUUCCAGGUUCUCCUCAAAAUAUUCAAAAGAGAGAAAAUUAAAGAUUGUCUAGUAUUUCUCUCAUAAGAUCAAAAUCUAAGGCAAGUCGCAUAAGAAAUAUUAUAGUUAGAAAAUUCAUCACUAUUGGGUAAAGAAUAGCUCUAAGUUAGAAAGAACAACAUUAAGAGAAUAACAGAUAUUCUCAAUAAUGUUAAGGAUCAUGAUAUUAAUUAAUAAACUUAUUCGUUAAAGGACAAAGAAGAAAUAUAAAAGGAGCUUAUCAUAAAAAUAUAAUGGGAGAAGAAGAUCAUAAUCUUUCUAAGAUUUUUAGUUCAUCUUACAGCUUUUGAUGAGAGAUACAUAUAGUGUGGAUCAAAUUCAUUUCAUUUAUUAGUUUAUAUGAAGAAUUCGAAUACUUCCUUAAUAGGAGCAAAUUUAAUAAGAUGCGACUUAAGUGGAUCUGAAUUUGAAAAUAUCAUUAUUAGCGGAAUGAAUUUGAAUUAAGCAAAAUUAUUCAAUUGUAAGUGGAGAAAUAUAGGUAUAGAUGAGGAAAUCAUGUUAUAUGGUCAUGGUGAUUAGGUCAAUAAAGUUUGUUUUUCACCAAAUGGUAAGUCUUUAGCAUCUUGUAGUUCUGAUAAUUCGAUUAAAUUGUGGGAUUUUAAAACAGGAAAAAUAAAGUCUUUUUUAUUCGGAGAAAGUGAGUUAAAAUCAGUAAGUUUCUCUUAAAAUAGUACCACAUUAGCUUCAUGUAGUGGUACAUUUGUGUAUUUAAGGAAUCUAAAAACAGGAAAAUAAAUAUCUAAGUUAAUUGGUCAUAUUGAUAUUAUAAAUUCAGUCUGUUUCUCUCCUAAUGGUACUACAUUAGCUUCUGGUAGUGAUGAUAAUUGUAUCCGUUUAUGGGAUGUUAAGAGAGGAGAAUAAAAAGCAAGAUUAGAUGGUCAUUCAGAUGGAAUUCUAGCAGUCUGUUUCUCUCAUGAUGGUAAUACAUUAGCAUCUGGUAGUAAUGAUAACUCUAUCUGUUUAUGGAAUGUAAAGACAGCAUAAAAAAUGUUAGAAUUAGAAGGUCAUGAAGAUUGUGUCAAUACAGUCUGUUUCUCUCCUGAUGGUACUACUUUAGCCUCUGGUAGCUAUGAUAAAUCUAUUCGUCUAUGGGAUGUGAAGACAGGAUAAUUAAUAUUAAAAUUUAAAGGUCUUGAAGAUAGUGUAAAUACAGUUUGUUUCUCUCCAGACGGUACUACAUUAACAUCUGGCAGUAGUGAUCACUCUAUUCGUUUAUGGGAUGUAAAGACUGGACAAUAAAAGUUUGAAUUAGAAGGUCAUGAAGAUUGCAUAAAUAGUGUUUGCUUUUCUCCUGAUGGUACUACAUUAGCCUCUGGUAGUUAUGAUAAGUCUAUCUACGUUUAUGGGAUGUUAAGAUAGGAUUAUAAAAAGCAAAAUUAGAUGGUCAUUCGAGUUGUGUUAAUUCGCUCUGUUACUCCCCUGAUGGUACUACAUUAGCAUCCGGUAGUAAUGAUAACUCUAUCUGUUUCUGGGAUAUUAAGACAGGAUAAAAAUAAGCCUAAUUAGAAGGUCAUGUAGGCUGGAUAAAUACAGUUUGCUUCUCCCCUGAUGGUACUACAUUAGCAUCUGGUAGUGAUGAUAAAUCUAUCCGUUUAUGGGAUGUAAAGUCAGGCUAAUAUAAAACCUAAUUUGAUUGUUAAUCUAUUUUAUAAAAUGUUGAUAUUGAUCAUACAAUACUCAGAAUAUGUCAAAAUCCAACUCUGGAAGCUAUAAGGAGCAUUAAUAUUGAAAGGAGAAUUUGUAAAUUAUUCAGGUGUAAAUCUAAAAUAAUUAUUCAAAUCAAAGGGAAGUUUGAUAUUAAACAAUUAUAAAGAAUAAAAAUAAAAUUGA
Paramecium tetraurelia is the source of this 1944-nucleotide messenger RNA. RefSeq lists its product as uncharacterized. Gene Ontology annotation, molecular function: protein binding. NCBI's taxonomy places the organism in Eukaryota, Ciliophora, Oligohymenophorea, Peniculida, Parameciidae. The transcript has 3 exons. The record is from RefSeq and is a predicted model, not a curated record.